Ostrinia furnacalis (Asian corn borer) is the source of this 793-nucleotide messenger RNA. Its product is annotated as NADH-ubiquinone oxidoreductase subunit 8. NCBI's taxonomy places the organism in Eukaryota, Metazoa, Arthropoda, Insecta, Lepidoptera, Crambidae. Gene Ontology annotation, cellular component: membrane; respiratory chain complex I. Gene Ontology annotation, molecular function: NADH dehydrogenase activity; 4 iron, 4 sulfur cluster binding. Gene Ontology annotation, biological process: mitochondrial respiratory chain complex I assembly; mitochondrial electron transport, NADH to ubiquinone. The record is from RefSeq and is a predicted model, not a curated record. The transcript has 2 exons. The coding region runs from base 1 to 744 and encodes 247 amino acids.
AUGUUGCUUGGGGUCGUGAAUCCAGGAAGACCAUGGCACCGGCUCAACAAGAUACUGUCAUCGGCAGCCCGCGAGUGCAGCAGCAAUCCAUGUGCCCCGGAGUGUCCCCCAUGCCCGCCGUGCCCCCCGUGUCCCCCCUACUGCCCCCCCUGCUGCAUGCCGCCGCCGCAGUCCCCACCUUUCUACUCGUGCCCUAGAACCAAAUUCGACGUGAAGUUUAUUUACGUACAUGAUAAGCCCCCAAAUACGACAAUGAGAGAUUUCUUCGAUCGUGCCUCGCAGAUAUUCUUUUGGACAGAAUUGAUCAGAGGGUUCGCGGUCACGCUGGCGCAUAUAUUCAAAGAGCCGGCUACAAUAAACUAUCCGUUCGAGAAAGGCCCGCUCUCGCCUCGGUUCAGAGGUGAGCAUGCAUUACGGCGAUAUCCUUCGGGCGAGGAGCGGUGCAUCGCUUGUAAGCUUUGUGAAGCCAUUUGUCCCGCGCAAGCCAUCACGAUCGACGCGGAGGAGCGGGCGGACGGCAGCCGGCGGGCGACGCGCUAUGAUAUCGACUUAACCAAGUGCAUAUUUUGCGGAUACUGCCAGGAGGCCUGUCCAGUCGACGCGAUAGUUGAAGGGCCAAACUUUGAGUACUCGACGGAAACUCACGAAGAACUUCUGUACAACAAAGAAAGGUUACUCACGAACGGCGAUCGUUGGGAGCCUGAAAUCGCGAGCAAUAUCAAGGAUAAUCACUUGUAUCGUUAGACCGUUAGACUCCUAUUAUUCGAUAUGGGCACUAUUUCUGUGCCUGUAG